Molecule: messenger RNA, 661 nt
Organism: Nymphaea colorata (pocket water lily)
Lineage: Eukaryota; Viridiplantae; Streptophyta; Magnoliopsida; Nymphaeales; Nymphaeaceae
Exons: 4
Coding region: 105-344 (79 amino acids)
Cellular component (GO): chloroplast
Source: RefSeq, a predicted model, not a curated record
GGAACCAACGAGCAGAAGAAAGAGGAGUUGGAGCGAGCGAAGUUCUCUACGCAACGUCAGAGAGACAGGGGAGAAGGUGCUCCGGUCUCUUGUUUUCCCUUGCCAUGGCGACCCGUUCGGAUGUCUCUGUUGGAGAAGGAGUAGUCGCGAAGAAGCAGAACAGGGGACCACCUUUGAAGUUCCUUGCGCCCCUGAUUUAUGCACCCAUUCUUCCACUCAUUAGGAUAGGACUUCGGAGGAACCCGGUCGUUCGGGAUCGAUUGUUCACGGCUGUUCUGGCAGGGGGGUUUCUUCAUGGUUUUUACUUAGUAACCGAUCUGUAUGAUGUGGAGAGCAAAUCAUAAAGUCUUGCCAAUAGUUUGGUUCCAGAUUCUAUGUUCCAGCCAGGUUCCUGCACUUAUGGUCAUCUGGAGGUUUGAGAUUGUGAUGGCGUAACCUUCAUUUGGUGUUUUUUCUUUUUCCAGUUUAUAUUUCCUAAAAGACUGUUUACUUAUGAGCAAUGUCAUUUGCAACGGCCGUCUAAUAAGUGAAACAUUGAUUUUUGUAAUUUAUUGAAUUUUGUUAACCCCUUGACAUGGGGAACUUUUUUUCAUUUACUUGAGGCAAACAAUGUUGGGAAGGAAAAAAUUUUGAAUACAUGAUAUAUUGUGUGUUUCUGUAA